Messenger RNA from Biomphalaria glabrata, 6478 nucleotides. Its product is annotated as tripartite motif-containing protein 2-like. The record is from RefSeq and is a predicted model, not a curated record. Gene Ontology annotation, molecular function: zinc ion binding; ubiquitin protein ligase activity; protein binding. The transcript is spliced from 5 exons. Bases 988 to 3072 code for a protein of 694 amino acids. Lineage: Eukaryota; Metazoa; Mollusca; Gastropoda; Planorbidae. Gene Ontology annotation, biological process: negative regulation of translation; protein polyubiquitination; proteasome-mediated ubiquitin-dependent protein catabolic process.
GGCGCCCCGGAACACGCUUUUCAAUACACUGAGGAAAGAUAAACAAGUUAGUGAUGCGGCAAGGGGGGAAACCAGUGGCCUUCCUUUUGUUGCAAUAGAUACAACGAGGCAAGUAUGUUGUCUUUAGAUGCAUUAUCGUCACAGCAGGAGAUCUCAACGCAAGAUGCAGCCUGUGUAAUUAGUGGCGACGGUGUAUGUUUGGUCUGUAAUGUUGUCACGCUUUUUCACUCAUUUGUAAGCAGGCUGGAGACUCGGUGUUAACAUGUUGGAAAGUCCAUUUCCACCUUAGAAAAACAAAAGUUCAAAGAGCGAUUGAGAAAGUGAAGAAAGAAAAGAAAAGAUCUACUAUGUUUGCUAAUAGUAGUGAAAGUGUCUUAACCUCCUCGUUGGCUGUUUAACAAACUAUUUGGUGUUUCCUUAACAUACUUGUCAAUAGAACGUUUAAGUGUUUUCAAACUUGGCACAAAUCUGAACACAAGGCAGGGUUGAUUUCAUCGCGUCUCUUCUGAUUGCACAUCUUCAUGAAGGGAAUGAAAUGACAGUUGAGGCUCAGUGAUGUCAUCCACUUGAUGUACUCAGUCUCAGGGAUGAGCUCAUUUUUGGUCGCUGGCAUUCAUAUGGGUUUGGGAUUUCCCCGAGUGAUCUCUUUGUGUAUAGACAAACAUUGGAGAUACAGUCGUUCUUUGUACGGCUGUGACAUACAUCCAGGUUAACUUUAUGUAGUGGUUUUACUUUUCAAUAAAUGUGAACACUUGUGAAGAUUUCUUUUGACUUGAUGCAGACUUAUGAGCAAGACAUAUGGGAUUCUAAUUGGGGGUGACAUACUUUUUGUUUUUCUCACUGUGUGAUUUAUUUUAUCACUCGUGUAUGGUGAACGUUGUAUAGUGUUGUGAAGAUGAUUCAUUAGAACCAAGUAGAUGCAUCUAGCAGUAAAGAAAGACAGUAGGAUCUUGGACCAGGCUUUUCUGUUAUUACUAUUUUAGAGACAUGAUGUCCUCCACUUUGGUGGAGACUGUCUCCAUCAACUACGAGGACUUCAAUGACAGCUUCCUGACCUGUGGGACUUGCCUUUGCACCUACGACGGGCAGGACAGAACGCCAAAACUUCUUCCCUGUUCUCACACAGUCUGUCGAAACUGCUUGGAGAGAAUCAUCGCGGCCCAGACCCUGGAUACUGGUUCCUUCCGGUGCCCAAUAUGCCGAGAGAAUAUUCACAUACCGCAGGGAGGAGUCUCUGCCUUCCCACCUUCCUUCAUCGUCAACCAGCUUCUGGACCUUAUGGCCCAGCAAAGGAGAGACAUUAUCCCCAAGUGUUCGGCGCACCCAACCCAGGAGCUCCUCUUCUGUGAGACUUGUGACAUUGUUUUCUGCGUGCAGUGUGUUGAGGGCAAUCACAUUGGCCGAGGGGCGAGUGAACACACUGUCAUUCCAUUUGCUAUCGCCAUCAAAAGGAUGUCUGAGAUCCUUUUGUACAAAGCACAUCUGUGCAUUAAAAAUUUGAACUCGGCCUACGAGGCUGUUUCUGAAGAGCUGCGCCAGUUGGAGUUGUCUGUGGAUAAAACACUGGAUUCUAUCAAUAGGUCUUUUCAGGAUGUCAUGGCUGUGGUAGAGAAACGUCGACACGACUGCUUGCAGUGGGUCAGGAAAACAAGGGAGGAGAAGAAGACCAUUCUGAAAGAGCAGUUGGAUCUGAUCCAAGCUGAGAAAGAGAAAGUCCAGCUGGAGUGUGAUGGUCUUCAAUAUCAGGUGGAAGUUAGAAACAUCACCAAAAAAAUCAGUGACCUGAAUGAGAAACUGGACACUACCAGUACCUUGUCAGAGCCUCGAGAAAACUCCUUUAUGCAAUAUGAAUACAAGCAUAAUGAUGCACUUCGGGAAGUUGCCAAAGCCAUCAGCAAUUUUGGCACUCUUAGGGUUAGCACCACCUUUCCCGCCUUGACUACGGCAGAGAGCAAAAAGGCAACUGCACAUCUGAGAACCUCUGUCAAAAUUUUCACAGUGGACUACCAUGGUGUCCCAAGGUCAUCUGGAGGUGACCCCAUCUGUGUGGAUAUGCGAACUGAGAAGGGUGAAAGUGUGGACUGUAAGGUCAAGGACAAUGACGAUGGGUCCUAUGAAGUCUUGUAUUUGCCCACUCGACCCGGCAAACUGAAAAUGUCUGUCACAAUCUUCAACAGACCAAUCAAAGAUAACCCCCUUGUAAUAGAUGUUAGUGAACAUAUUGAGCCUAUAUGGAGAUUUGGGACUCGUGGGGCAGGGGAGGAUAAUUUGAAUCAACCGACUAGGAUAGCCGCAGGACCAGAAGAUGCUGUAUAUGUUCUAGACACAGGGAACAGUCGGAUAAAAAUACUAGGUAAAGAUGGCUCAGUUUUGAGACAUUUAGGUCCUUCAGGGGUAGAACACCAGAGUGCCACAGGGUUGAGUGUCACGACCAAUGGGGAAAUAGCUGUCAUCAAUUGGAGAUCUAAACUAGUCUCCAUCUUAGACCCAGUGGAGGGCUCCAUCAUCAAGCAAUACUCCUGCCCUGAGUUUAUAGACCCCAUCGACAUAGCUGUUAACUCGCGCAAUGAGGUUAUUGUAGCAGACAGCUCAGCACAUAAAAUAUUUAAAUUUGACCAGUCAGGAAAUUUGGUGUUGACGUUUGGUAGCCAAGGGGACAAGGAUGGUCAGUUUAAGGACAUUCAUGCUAUAUGUAUAGGUAAAAAUGAUGAAAUUUUAGUUGCUGACCACCGCAUACAAAUUUUUUCCAAAGACGGUAAAUAUUCUAGGAAGGUUGUGGACUCGGGUGAAGGCUCCUACGGAGGUAUUACAGUUGACACUGGGGGCAAUAUCUUAGCCACAAUUACAGAGAAAGCUUUCAAGUCAGAGAACAAAGGGGCUACCAAAGAUAAAGGUUCCUGCGGUGGACGCAGUUAUGUUCAUAUAUUUCACUCGAAUGGAAAGUUGUUGUACUCUAUAGACAGUAGCACCGAUAGGUUAAAACGACCCAAUGGCUUGGCCAUCAUCAGUGACUUCAGAGUUGUUGUUGCAGAUUUGGGAAACAAUUGUAUCAAGAAAUAUUACUAUAAAUAAAGCUUCAACUCUCAGUUGGUGAACAUACAGCAGACAGUACUCCACAAAGUGUGCAAUCUACAAUCUGAUCAACUAGGGCGACAAGGAGUCCAGUGGUGGGGACAAGCUGUGCAGAUUGAAUGUUUAGAAACAUUUUGUAUUAGCAGUUAACCUUAUUACUACUUGAUAUUGCUAAACCACACAAAGCUGAUUUGAAUAGCAAUCAUAGAAGUUGUUAGACGCUCUUUGCUCUUAUGUGAACAAGUUUUUUUGUUUUGUUUUGUACCCAAAGCCUUGUUAGACUUGAAGUUACACUUGUACACUAUGGCAACAGCUUGAGUUGUUUAUUAUCCAUGCACACAUUUUAUUCUCCUGUUGGGCUUGCUACCAAGCCAACAUUGGAUGAAUCUUAGAGGCAUGUGUUUAUGUCGCUGUUUGACAUUAUAUUCAAAGAAAUUUGCUUGUUAGUGCUUUCUUGGUCUUUUUUUUUUUCCCAUGAAGGGCAAUCCUUUUUUUCUUAUUUUGAAUGUUAGCUUCAGGGUCUACCAAAUUGUUCUUUUUAAUUGUCAAAGGUAUAUAUUUGAUAUACACCAGACAAAUAUAAAAGUGUUGUGUCCUUAAGGUAUGUUUAGUAUUAAAUAAUGUUUGAGUUGUUAAGUGCUUACUGUAUUGAAGUAUAGAGCUAAGAGAAAUGUGUACAAGGCCAUAUAUAUAUAUAUGUGUCUGUAAGCAUACAUUGAUGGGGUCUUCACACUCCAGUGAACCCAGGUGAUUUCUUUGUAUAAUUUGAGUUACAGGAUAAAGGUACACUCUGCAUAGCUAUGUGAAUCAGUAGUGGUUCAGAUUUGUAUUGAUACUGUAGUACAAACAUCUAACAAAAGAGUUUCCUAGCAUUGAUAUUGUGUAGAAUUAAAGCAUAGCAUUAGUUAGAACAUUUUCAUUAUAAAGCACUUUUUUUUUUUAUAACCUAUUCUUUGCUUGUUACUUGUAAGAACAAUAACUCUAUUUAAGUAGUUUGUGUGUGUGUUUUUUUUCAAACUAAUGUUGUUGUUUUUUACUUUUCAUCCAACUCAUGGAUUUAGUUAGUAAGUCAGGUCUUGGAGUAGUACUAAACCAACUCAGUGGGCUAGCCUAAUACAACUGGCUGGUUUUAGACAUUAGUAUGUUGUUGUUUUUUCUGACAAUCUGUGAAUAUCACUGGCUCUGUGUCUCUCUAAUUGGUCAUUAAGUAUUUUAAUGAAUGACAGCACAUCAAGAUUGCAUGUUGCUCAUAAUUAAUUGAAUCAUGUUUGCACAUAUCCACACCUUGAGGUAUAGCAUGUAGAUAGAAUUAUACAGGCAAUAGCACUCAGAAACUCAUGCAUCUUUAUAGUAUCAAGUUUUGUUUUGUUUUUAAAUAUAUAUUGAUGUUUUUUUUUUUAAUUUGAUUGAUGAAUUUUGAGCGAAGAUGUUUCCAUACAUAUCAGAUUGUCUCUUGGAAUAGAUGGUGUUUCUUUCAGCCCAGUGGUCCUGGGGUAGGGGCUUUGUGUCUAUUCAGAUAUUUGUAUGAAAUGAUGCUAGCUACAUUUUGGUCAAUUGUAAAUAAUAUUAUUGGAUUAUACACACACACACCAGAUGGGGACCUGAACACAUUUGUCUACUGUAUAAACUCUCUGGCACAGUUUGAGCAAGUUUCAUCUUAGAAUUCUUCUGUUGGAUUUAAAAGGGGCUUCAGUUGGACUAGAAGGGGGCUUUAGUUGGACUAGAAGGGGGCUUCAGUUGGACUAGAAGGGGGCUUCAGUUGGACUAAAAGGGGCUGCAGUUGGACUAGAAAGAGCUUCAGUUACUUUUUUGCUGUUACCUGAAUUGUUUAAUAUUUUCUUGUUAUAAAGGUCCUUUGGAAGGAUAAGAAAAAUGUCCAAACAUUUUUUAGCUUGGGGCACCCCUCAUACUUCAGGUACCGGUUGUUGGUUUAGUCUACUUUCAAACAAAGACAAUUUUUGUUUUAAAAAAGUUGUCACAUAUAUUACAAUUUAUUUUCUUCUAAAUUUAUUAAUGAUUAGAUUUGCAAAAAUCAUAAUAGUAAGUGGUGGGUUGGUAGAUCUACUAUCAACUUCUUUCAUUUCAUUAUAGUCUUGCAUAUAUGUAGAGUUUUGUUGGUACAUUGACAUUAAAUUGGAGCAUGUCAAAGCUAAUUCCCUUGAGUUCAAUUCCAAAAGUAUUCUACAAAGACAUUCACGCUGUCACUGAAUGAAAUUGAAGAAGCAAAUACUAUGUCUUUGUCCAACAUAGCUGAUCUUAUUCCCAACACCGUAGAGGAGAUUCUUCGGCUUUCAAGCUAGUGUCCAGCUUCCAGAGAUGCAGUCCAGUUUCUCCCUUCUUUUGAAUAUGCUCACAAGGGAUAUAAAUUACCUUCAGAUUUUCAAACAUUCUAUUUGCUAUCCUGUAGUAGAGGCAAGCUACUGAGACUUGAAGCUUGAGUCUUUUUGUUCUUUCUUAGGUGAAUGCCCUGAAUGUUUCGAUGGAGUUGUUUACAUGACCAAAUAAAAAACCAGGGUAGACACCUGUAAACAAUUUAACAUAUUGAUAUAUUUAUAUUUGAGCAUCAUUAUUGAAUGAAAAUGAGCUACUCUAUACACAAUUUGUAUGAAAAAGAAAAGUAACUUGUAUGUCAAACUAAAGAACAGAUUCAUUCUAUUCACAUUAGUGUCAAGUAGUAUUAUGUGAUCAUGAGUUUGCCUCUUAAGUGUGAGGAUUAGAAGAAACUCAUUAAUAAAAAAAAACUUUACUUGACUGAAUGGUGUGUCAGCAGUCACAGCCCCCCUCCCCCAGAGACAUGGCUAAAAGAAACACUAACAUUAUUACCACAUUCUUAACAGACAAGUUUCAAAUAUUGUACAUGAACCAGGGUGAAGUCUCACAUCUCACAAAAUUGACUUGUUGUCAUGGUGACUAGUUUGGGCUCAGUCCUUUAUUUUUUUUUUUGCUUUAAGAAAUUAUCUCCUUUUGUUGUAAAUAUAUAUAGUUUUUUUUUAAAUAUCUAUAUUUGUACUGAAUGUAAACAAUAGAUGGUCCUCUCUAGAUGUACACAAGUUCAAAUCUCCACAGACCAAUCUUUCUGGUUUAGUUAGAUAGUUCAGCUGUUCAGUUUCUUACAUUUUUUAAAAGUAGCCUGGGAAAAAGGGUUGUCUGGGAAAAAACAAAACUCUUCACCUGGUCACUUGAAAUUGAAGGGGAAAAUUUUUUUUUUUUUUCUCUUCAAUUAGAAAAAUGAAGUUAAAAUAAUUUAUUUCUUUAAUAAUAAAAAUAAAACUUGAAUUUUUAGAGUAGUUGUUUAACUAAUGAAUGAAGACAACUGCAGGUGAUUGUAUCUUUUUGAUUUGUUGGAGAGAUCUUGAGAACUAAUACUUUGUACACAAUGAAAACACUUUAAAAAAAUAGCAAGAAA